UUCCCUUCUCUCACUUUCUAGCUUUCUUUCUUUCAUUUUAUUUUUUCAAGAAAAACAGUUAAUUUACUACUUUUGCCAGGCGAUAGUGGGCAGACUGACACUCUGGUAGCUACAUGGAUGUGUAUGUACCAGUUAAAAUAGAGCGCAUGUUAGCUAACAGCCCAAAGAACCCUAAUGUAGAAUCUUCUGUUUGCCUCUUCUGACUUCUAUUUCAUACAUACUCCAUUAUCUUUUCACCAUUCAGCAUCUCUAUACGAAAAUUCAGCAGUCUGAUCUUUGGUAUCAUGGGAGAGCAGAGUCAGCCAAAUGCCCUAGAAACACAAUGGGCAUUUCUUGGAGGUACAAAUGAUUCUUAUUAUCUAGCGGGGCAUGAACUUAACAAGCAGUACAUGGCAGGGGUUGGAAUUGAUGGGAUGCAUUAUGUUUCUGUGCCUUCACCUCAGUGGAUCCAUGACCAGCAAACACCACAAAAUUACGUUGAAUAUCUUGCAGAGAAUGUGGUCUCCGAGGUUCAAGUGGAUGCUUCCGCAGAAGCUUCUGGUUUCAGAGUAGUCGACAGCUCUGCUGACAUAAUUUCUCAGGAGCAGAUAAGAUAUCCGAGUCCUUACUUUGAAGGGGUUCCACUCGACUUUUUAAUUGGCUCAGAAAGUCAAGUUGGUGCCUUGACAUGGGAGCCAGCAGGAGAUGCCAGGCUUGCUUCUGGACCUUGCUCUGAAGCAUUAGCUGCUGGAUCAUCGUAUCUUUCCAAAAGUUCUAGAAAAGCAAGGGCUGCAUUGUCUGAUCGACGUCGCAAGAUGAGAAUUGCUGAAAGAAUAGACGCAUUGGGAGAAUUAUUUCCAUGCUCUAAAAAGGGUGGAAGAGCAUCUCUAAUGGAUGAAGUUAUCGACCACAUCAAAAAUCUGCAGUUCCAGAUAAAGGAUCUCAGUUGGAGCAGAUUGGGGGGUGAACCUUCUUCUAUCCCAUUUUUAUUUGUUGAGGGUUGUGGACAUUACAUUCUUGAUGAACAACUGAUUGAACCUCUGGAAGAGACAUUGGGCAAGUUGCUGGAAGUGAAUCCCUCAAUGGCAACUCAACUGCUGGAGAAUAAGGGCCUAUUUUUUAUGCCUAUGACUCUGGCAGAAGGAAUGCAUCAUCAUGAGUAGAAACUGAGAACAGGUCUACAUAUAACUUUGCAUGUUUUCUUAUGGCAGAGAAAUCUGAAGUGGUAAUUAGGCAAGAAAAUAUGGUAUGCUUUUGUAUAAGCAAAGCUCAAGAAGAUUUGUCUUUGUACAGAUCUUCUUUCUGGCUGGUUAUUUGUUCCAACUUUCACUAUCAAUUAGGUGCUCAUUUUCUGCUUUAUUUGUUUAUCAAAGGUUAUGGACAAUCGAAUUUAAACAAAAAGAAGGUAUUCCCUUUGUUUCA
Molecule: messenger RNA, 1401 nt
Organism: Nicotiana tabacum (common tobacco)
Lineage: Eukaryota; Viridiplantae; Streptophyta; Magnoliopsida; Solanales; Solanaceae
Cellular component (GO): nucleus
Molecular function (GO): protein dimerization activity
Source: RefSeq, a predicted model, not a curated record